AUUCUCCUGGAGUUCCACCAAGCGCCAAUGCUCAUCAGCUCUUCAAAGGUUUCAGCUUUGUGGCAACAAACGCCCUAGAAGACCACAAAAUCACCCCUCUCAACAACAUUUUGCCAAUAGUACAGCAACUUCAUGGGAGCAGUGCCCUCUUCACAGAUGCCUAUGAACUUAAAGAAGACAUUGGUGUGGGCUCCUACUCGGUGUGUAAGCGCUGCAUUCAUACAGUUUCCAAUAUGGAAUUUGCUGUGAAGGUGUACGAUGAUGGUAAAUAUAUCUACCUUGUCACAGAAUUGAUGAAGGGAGGUGAGCUUCUGGAUCGUAUUCUCAGACAGAAGUAUUUCUCCGAACGCGAAGCCAGCGCUGUCUUGUAUACAAUCGCUAAAACUGUGGACUAUCUGCAUUGUCAAGGAGUUGUGCAUCGGGAUCUUAAACCGAGUAAUAUUUUGUAUAUGGAUGAUUCCAAUAAUGCUGAUUCCAUCAGGAUUUGUGAUUUCGGCUUUGCAAAGCAACUCCGGGGAGAGAAUGGGCUUCUCUUAACCCCAUGUUACACUGCUAAUUUUGUGGCACCAGAG
Molecule: messenger RNA, 572 nt
Organism: Thamnophis sirtalis
Lineage: Eukaryota; Metazoa; Chordata; Lepidosauria; Squamata; Natricidae
Source: RefSeq, a predicted model, not a curated record